GGCAGUUGCUUUCGAAUAGUGGGUUCACGGAGUGGCACCCCGCCGAGCCCAACAGCGCGGGAGGAGAAGAAGACUGCGGCAGCCUGUACUGGACGGCGCAACUCAACGAUGUGUCUUGCUUCUGCAACGGCACGUUCGUCUGCGAGUUGCCAUCAUUCCAGCUGCUUUAACACCGUUAUUAAAUUCAAAACAGAUUCUCAGAAUAGGAAAUCUCCAUUUUACAUUACGCGUUAAAAUUUAAAAAAAGGCGAUAAUAUAAUAUUAAUUUCGCAAAUACAUAGUAAUCUAGUGAUUUCACAGUAAUGUUUUUACUGUGCCAUGCGUGAAGUAUGAAAUCUUAAAAUUUAAUAAUUUCGUCUGGAACAAAAACUGACAAAUUAAUUAUCCGAGGUUUUGCACUUAGUUUUGUAUUGACCGUUUUCGUUUUAUUGUCAAGAAGUGCACUGAAAUUUUACUUAUAUAGGUGAUAUUAUAUAGAAACUGGAUUAAAAUUUUAUUGAAAUCAAGAAACACUGAUCAUCUACAUAUUUAUUAUUUUUAGACGUGAUUUUUUUUUAAAUAAAAUCUUCAAGUUUGGAAGUUGGCUUAUAAAUUCCAAGUUGCGAGAUCGCUUUUGGAAUUAGCUGUGAUUUCCAUGGCACAUUUUAUUCUAUUUGAUAAUACAUUUGUCAAAAGAGUACGAUAUAAUAAAUGUAUUAUACUGCGGCCUUUUUUUGCAUGUUUGUUAUGCAUAAAAUAAUUAACUUUAUUAUGAACUUAUUCAACAAAAAUAUAAUUUGCUUAAUUUAUUUUUAAAAUGUUUUAAAUUCUGGGAGAACGUUUCCAUCACUUGUUGCUAAUUUAUUCCAAUUUUGUAAUGUCCU
Gryllus bimaculatus (two-spotted cricket) is the source of this 863-nucleotide messenger RNA. NCBI's taxonomy places the organism in Eukaryota, Metazoa, Arthropoda, Insecta, Orthoptera, Gryllidae. The record is from the annotation of a GenBank genome assembly.